AUGACGGCUGAAGAAACAGUGAAUGUAAAAGAGGUUGAAAUCAUUAAGCUAAUCUUAGAUUUCUUGAAUUCAAAGAAGCUUCACAUUAGUAUGUUGGCCCUUGAGAAGGAAAGUGGAGUCAUAAAUGGCCUAUUUUCUGAUGAUAUGCUUUUCCUGAGGCAACUAAUCCUUGAUGGUCAAUGGGAUGAAGUUCUUCAGUUCAUUCAGCCUCUAGAAUGUAUGGAAAAAUUUGACAAAAAAAGGUUUCGUUAUAUUAUCCUGAAGCAGAAGUUUUUAGAAGCUUUAUGUGUUAACAAUGCAAUGUCAGCAGAAGAUGAGCCCCAGCAUCUGGAAUUUACCAUGCAAGAAGCCGUGCAAUGUUUACAUGCCCUGGAGGAGUACUGUCCUUCUAAAGAUGACUACAGCAAGCUCUGUUUGCUUUUGACUUUGCCUCGUUUGACCAAUCAUGCUGAAUUUAAGGACUGGAAUCCCAGUACUGCACGAGUUCACUGCUUUGAAGAGGCUUGUAUCAUGGUUGCAGAAUUCAUCCCUGCUGAUAGGAAGCUAAGUGAGGCUGGUUUUAAAGCAAGUAACAAUCGUUUAUUUCAGCUUGUAAUGAAGGGCCUACUUUAUGAAUGCUGUGUAGAAUUUUGUCAAAGUAAAGCAACAGGAGAAGAAAUUACAGAAAGUGAAGUACUACUUGGAAUUGACCUCUUAUGUGGUAAUGGGUGUGAUGAUUUGGAUCUGAGUUUAUUGUCAUGGCUCCAGAAUCUCCCAUCUUCAGUCUUCUCUUGUGCUUUUGAACAGAAAAUGCUUAAUAUUCAUGUUGACAAACUUCUAAAACCCACAAAAGCUGCAUAUGCUGAUCUUUUGACACCUCUGAUCAGCAAACUUUCUCCCUAUCCAUCAUCUCCAAUGAGAAGGCCUCAAUCAGCUGAUGCCUAUAUGACCCGCUCUCUGAAUCCUGCUUUAGAUGGCCUCACUUGUGGACUGACCAGUCAUGAUAAGAGAAUCUCAGACCUUGGGAACAAAACUUCUCCAAUGUCACACUCCUUUGCUAACUUCCAUUAUCCAGGAGUACAAAACCUCAGCAGAAGUCUCAUGCUUGAGAAUACGGAAUGUCACAGUAUUUAUGAAGAAUCCCCCGAACGUGAUACACCUGUUGAGGCACAGAGACCUAUCAGCAGUGAAAUCCUGGGCCAGAGUUCAGUUUCAGAAAAGGAGCCUGCAAAUGGAGCACAGAAUCCAGGACCAGCUAAGCAAGAAAAAAAUGAGCUUCGAGAUUCAACAGAACAGUUUCAAGAAUAUUACAGGCAAAGAUUGCGCUAUCAACAGCACUUAGAACAGAAGGAGCAACAGCGACAGAUAUACCAGCAGAUGCUGCUUGAAGGAGGUGUGAAUCAGGAAGACGGUCCUGAUCAGCAGCAGAAUCUUACCGAACAAUUCCUUAAUAGGUCCAUUCAAAAGCUCGGAGAAUUAAAUAUUGGAAUGGAUAGCCUUGGUAAUGAGGUACCAGUGCUCAACCAGCAAUGUAAUGGGAACAAAGGCAAUGGAUCUAAUAAUUCUUCUGUAACUAGUUUUUCUACACCACCCCACGACUCUAGUCAGAGAUUAACCCAUGAUGCUUCAAAUAUUCAUGCAAGUACUCCUCGUAUUCCUGGCUCAGUAAAUCAUAUACCUUUUCUUGAGGAAUCACCUUGUGGAAAUCAAAGUUCAUCAGAACUUUCGGUCAUUAAGCCACCUCUUGGAGAUUCUUCAGGGAAUCUGUCAAGAUCAAGAGAGGAAGAGGAUGACAAAUCAAAGAAGCAGUUUGUUUGUAUUAAUAUCCUAGAAGACACACAAGCUGUUAGGGCAGUGGCUUUUCAUCCAGGUGGUGGUCUCUAUGCUGUUGGUUCAAAUUCAAAAACUCUGAGAGUAUGUGCCUAUCCAGAUGUAAUUGAUCCAAGUGCACAUGACAUACCUAAGCAGCCAGUGGUACGUUUUAAAAGGAAUAAACAUCACAAAGGAUCCAUUUACUGUGUGGCCUGGAGUCCCUGUGGGCAGUUACUUGCGACAGGGUCAAAUGACAAAUACGUCAAAGUGCUGCCCUUCAAUGCAGAGACUUGUAAUGCAACAGGACCGGAUCUGGAAUUUAGUAUGCAUGAUGGGACAAUUAGAGACUUGGCAUUUAUGGAAGGCCCAGAGAGUGGUGGAGCUAUUUUGAUAAGUGCUGGAGCAGGGGAUUGUAACAUUUAUACAACUGACUGUCAGAGAGGACAGGGCCUCCAUGCUCUGAGUGGACAUACUGGGCAUAUUUUAGCACUUUAUACUUGGAGUGGCUGGAUGAUUGCAUCUGGUUCCCAAGAUAAGACUGUUAGGUUCUGGGAUCUUCGAGUACCAAGCUGUGUUCGUGUUGUUGGCACAACAUUCCAUGGAACUGGCAGUGCAGUGGCAUCUGUAGCUGUAGAUCCCAGUGGCCGUCUUUUAGCCACAGGACAAGAAGAUUCCAGCUGCAUGUUAUAUGACAUAAGAGGAGGAAGAAUGGUACAAAGUUACCACCCUCAUUCCAGUGAUGUUCGCUCUGUUCGAUUCUCUCCUGGAGCUCACUACUUGCUAACAGGAUCCUACGAUAUGAAAAUAAAGGUGACAGACCUACAAGGAGACCUCACCAAACAGCUUCCUAUAAUGGUGGUGGGGGAACACAAGGACAAAGUGAUUCAGUGCAGAUGGCACACCCAGGAUCUUUCCUUCCUGUCAUCCUCUGCAGACAGAACUGUAACCCUCUGGACUUACAAUGGAUAG
Messenger RNA from Rangifer tarandus platyrhynchus (Svalbard reindeer), 2760 nucleotides. Lineage: Eukaryota; Metazoa; Chordata; Mammalia; Artiodactyla; Cervidae. The record is from the annotation of a GenBank genome assembly.